AUGAGUACAGACAUCCAAAGAUUUUUUCGUAAUAAAACAAUUUUUAUUACUGGUGGCUCAGGAUUCCUUGGUAGAGUACUACUUGAAAAAAUAUUAAGCUGCACCGAGGUUAAGUGUAUUUAUGUGUUGUUACGGCGCAAAGCUGGGCAGGAGAUAACCGAUCGUUUCAAUAACAUAUUAAAAUCCCCGUUAUUUGAUAAACUUCAUACACUGCGUUCAAACAUUUUGGAUCAGAUUCGUGUUAUUGAAGGUGAUUGUUCUUUGGAAAAUUUAGGUAUUUCCAAUGAUGAUUAUCGCGAAUUAAUUGAAAAUGUCGAAGUGAUAUUGCAUUGUGCGGCAACAGUAAAUUUUAGCGAAAAUCUUAGUGUUGCAACGCAGAUUAAUGUUCAAGCCACUAUGGAUGUAAUCCGGAUGGCUAAGGAGAUGCAAAAAUUAAAGUCCUUUGUUCAUGUCUCUACAGCUUUCGUCCAUUGCGAUACCAUACAUACUGAGGAACGUUUUAAUUCCGAACAUUUGUGUGUCAACAGUGAAGAUUUGUUGAAUAUUAAAAAAUCGUUGAAGAGCGAUACAUUUGAUUCUUUGACAUCAAAUCUUAUAGGAAAACCAACCAAAGCAGUCACGGAAGGAUUAAUAAAGCAGGAAGAAAGUUCACUGCCGCUUUGUAUAUUUCGCCCCGGAAUAAUCAUUUCAACUGUCGAAGAACCAAUUCCCGGUUGGAUAGAUACUAUUCAAGGAGCUGCCGGUGCAACAUAUAGCUUUUUAAUCGGAGUCUUGAGAAUAAUCAAUGUUGCCUAUAAGACAAAAGCACCAUUGGUACCGGUGGAUUAUUGUGCAAAUAUGAUAAUGGCAGCGACAUGGCAUACAGCUUCAAACCAUAAAUCAAGACGCACCAGCGAACCAACAAUUUAUAAUUUUGUACCCGACGAAACAAAUACAAUCAACAUGGUACGUUUGAAUCGCAAGAUAACCCGCCUGACAGCAGCAUUGAAACAUUUUAUAAACAAUGAUUUCACCUAUGAGACCACGAAUACAAGACAUCUGUGGAAAUCAUUAUCUCUGGAAGAUCAAAAAAUAUUCAAUUUUGAUAUGGCCUCUUUGAAAUGGAAUGACUAUUUGCUGCGAUAUGCCAAUGGAUUACGAUUGUAUAUUGCUAAGGAGAAUGAGAAAUCGAUAUCUUCAGCUAAAAGGACAUUAAAUAGGUUUAAUAUACUUAAUAUAGUGGUACAUUUAAUCGUUUUUAUUGGUCUGUUAUGGACAUUGAAAUCCAUAAUAUUAUCAUAA
This is a messenger RNA of Musca vetustissima, 1281 nucleotides long. Its product is annotated as fatty acyl-CoA reductase wat-like. Gene Ontology annotation, molecular function: alcohol-forming very long-chain fatty acyl-CoA reductase (NADP+) activity. Gene Ontology annotation, biological process: long-chain fatty-acyl-CoA metabolic process. NCBI's taxonomy places the organism in Eukaryota, Metazoa, Arthropoda, Insecta, Diptera, Muscidae. The transcript has 9 exons. Gene Ontology annotation, cellular component: peroxisome. Bases 1 to 1281 code for a protein of 426 amino acids. The record is from RefSeq and is a predicted model, not a curated record.